CUCUCCAUAACCAUCUUGCUUGAUGGAAUCUGCCAACACCAACCACUGAAACGUACAAUUCUAGAAACUUAAAUCUGGAUGUCGGUGGCUAAUGGCCAGCUGAGCUAAUAACGCCCAGCUUGCGCUAAUGGAAGAUGCAAGCGACAACAGCAGAGAGACACUAUCGUUGGAUAACGAUGAUCAGCUCUCCGGACGGACGCGCUCAGAGAGCGCAAGCAGCGGACACAAGCGCAACUCAUCCGGCUCACUAUUAUCCAAACUUUCUUUCCUACGCAUGAUACAAGCGACUCAUAACACCCCAGAGCGGGCUCAUUCCGGCAUCGACCGGGAUGAUAGCGAUGGUUUUGGUUCCAGUGUACGGGGAGGCAGAGCAAUGGCUAGCGCGCUACAGCAGCGAAGAACGCGAAGGAGGAGGGGCUCACUACGCAAAACCGCCCUACUAGGCACGCGAUUCGAAUAUCGAGAUAAAAAGGCCACACGAGCACCGAUCGACAUGCCACGGGGAGAUAUUAUCGGACAACAGCAACAGCUUGCCACAGGCUCACGAAUGCAACAACUGUUACCUGUCCCGGUUUCCCCGGACCAGAAUAUCGCACCCCACAGAAAUACGGAACAAGAUAAUCGUCAGGAUGAUAUGGCAUGGGAAGGUUUCAUGAAUGCGUCGCCAAAGUCACUGGAUCAAUCCGCUCACCAUCACCGGCAGAACCGCUCCCAAAAUAGUAUUCUUGGCGGAGAGAUAACUACCGAUGAUGAGGAUAUUGUGUCUUUCCCUCGUGCGAAAAAUACAAAUGCCGCUGUUGCUGCAGCUGCAGGCCUACAUCUUCAAUCUGCUUCUUCGAGCUCGGAUUCCUAUUAUGCGCUUUCGGCAGACUCAACGUACCGAGCUAUGCAUCGUACUAAAUCUCCUCUUGCGACGCAUGCGGUUGAUAUAACUAGUAGUCAGGAUAUGAACUGGGAUUACUCAGAAACGGAGUGGUGGGGCUGGAUUAUCCUGAUAGUGACAUGGCUUGUUUUUGUCGUGGGAAUGGGCAGUUGCUUUGGUGUCUGGAGCUGGGCUUGGGAUGUUGGAGAAACUCCUUAUGCGCCUCCCGAGCUUGAGGAUGAUCCGACACUCCCCAUCAUUGGGUAUUAUCCUGCUCUGAUUAUUUUGACGGCCGUUAUGUCGUGGGUGUGGGUUGUAGUUGCAUGGGUGGGUAUGAAAUAUUUCAAGCAUGCCAAUAUAUCGGGUGACGAUACAUAAUGUCUACCAUACUUGUGUAAUACCAUUUCUUUUCCUUUUUU
Aspergillus caelatus is the source of this 1281-nucleotide messenger RNA. Its product is annotated as PIG-Y family protein. The coding region runs from base 128 to 1240 and encodes 370 amino acids. The transcript has a single exon. Lineage: Eukaryota; Fungi; Ascomycota; Eurotiomycetes; Eurotiales; Aspergillaceae. The record is from RefSeq and is a predicted model, not a curated record.